Molecule: messenger RNA, 12420 nt
Organism: Phacochoerus africanus (Common warthog)
Lineage: Eukaryota; Metazoa; Chordata; Mammalia; Artiodactyla; Suidae
Product: filaggrin-2-like
Exons: 4
Coding region: 23-11530 (3835 amino acids)
Biological process (GO): establishment of skin barrier
Cellular component (GO): keratohyalin granule; cornified envelope; nucleus
Molecular function (GO): transition metal ion binding; calcium ion binding; structural molecule activity
Source: RefSeq, a predicted model, not a curated record
GUUCACUUAAACCUGCAGAAGGAUGACUGACCUCUUAAGAAGUGUUGUGACCGUCAUCGAUGUUUUCUAUAAAUAUACCCAGCAGGAUGGGGAGUGUGGCACGUUGAGCAAGGAUGAGCUAAAGGAACUUUUGGAGAAAGAGUUUCGUCCAAUUCUGAAGAACCCAGAUGAUCCAGACACAGUGGAUGUCAUCAUGCAUAUGCUGGAUCGAGAUCAUGAUCGAAGAUUGGACUUUACUGAGUUUCUUCUGAUGGUAUUCAAGCUCGCUAUGGCCUGCAACAAGGUCCUCAGCAAAGAAUACUGUAAAGCUUCAGGGUCAAAGAAGCACAGACAUAGUCGCCAAUACCAAGAUGAAGAAAGUGAAACAGAAGAGGAAGAAGAGGAUACAUCGGGACAGAAAUCAGGUUACAAAUAUUCAGGUUGGAGUGAGGGAGAGGAGCAUGGUUAUAGUUCUGAGGGUUUGAGGGGUUCUGCAAAACAGAGACAUGGGUCCAGGAGGCUGGGGAGGCAUGGUGAUUUAUCUAGCUCAGAGAACCAAAAGGGAUCUGAAAAAAGGCACUGUGGGUCCAGUUCUGGUCACUCACAGAGUAGUGGCAAACAAAGACAUGGUUCCAGCUCUGGAGAGUUGGGGGAAAGAAGAAGCAAGUCACGUGUUAGCCCCUCUAGGGAAUCUGGGGAAGAAUAUGAAUCUGGAUCUGGAUCUGGAUCAAGAAGUGGGGGAAGGAAAAGUCAUGGUGGUCUGUCACACGGAUUAGACAUUAGUGAACAUGAAUCUAGCAAUUCAAGUGGGUGUGGAAGGCCACAAAAUGCUUCUAGUUCUUAUCAGGAAGGUCAAUUUGGAGGGCAAGGAAGCCAAUCUAGCUGUACCCCAUCAGGUUAUGAAUCUGGAAGCAGUGGAGGACAAGGUCAUAGAUGUCUCUCAGGAGGUCAGUCAUGUGGAUAUGGUCAACAUGAGCCUAGCUCUUGUGGCCAGUCUUCAAGUCAGAGAGGAUAUGGAUCUAAAGCAUGUGGUCAACCACAGAAUUGUGGAGCACAACAGGGAACAGGUUCAAGUCAGUCCUCUUGUUGUGGGCAAUAUGAAUCUGGAGCAAGUCAAUCUUCUAAUUAUGGUCAACAUGGAUCUUCCUGUAGAUACUCUUCCAAAUCUCAUCAAAAAGGGUCUGGUUCAAAUGAAUUUUCUAAAUGUGGUCAACAUAGAUCCAGCUCAGGUCAGUCCUCUGGCUUUGGACAACAUGGCUCAGGCUCAGGUCAGUUCUCUGGCUUUGGACAAGGGUCAUGUUCAGGCCAAUCGUCUAGCUUUGGAAAACAGGGGUCAGGCUCAAGUCAGUCUUCUGGCUCUGGUCAACAUGGGCCUAGUUCACAACAAUCCUCUAGUUUUGAACACCAUGAGUCUAGAUCAGGGCAGUCUAGCUGUGGCCAACACGGGUCAGGCUCAGGCCAGUCCUCUGGCUUUGGCCAACAUGGGUCAGGCUCAGGCCAGUCCUCUGGCUCUGGAAAACAUGGGUCAGGCUCAGGUCAAUCCUCUGGCUCUGGAAAACAUGGGUCUAGUUCAUAUCAAUCCUCUAGUUUUCAACACCAUGAGUCCAGAUCAGGGCAGUCUGGCUGUGGCCAACACAGGUCAGGCUCAGGCCAGUCCUCUGGCUGUGGCCAACACGGGUCAGGCUCAGGCCAGUCCUCUGGCUGUGGCCAACAUGGGUCAGGCUCAUGUCAAUCCUCUGGCUCUGGAAAACAUGGGUCUAGUUCACAUCAGUCCUCGAGUUUUCAACACCAUGAGUCUAGAUCAGGGCAGUCUGGCUUAGGACAACACGGGUCAGGCUCAGGCCAGUCCUCUGGCUUUAGCCAACAUGGGUCAGCCUCAGGUCAGUCUUCUGGCUCUGGUCAACAUGGGUCUAGUCCACAUCAGUCUUCUAGUUUUGAGCACCAUGAGUCCAGAUCAGGGCAGUCUGGCUGUGGCCAACACAGGUCAGGCUCAGGCCAGUCCUCUGGCUGUGGCCAACACGGGUCAGGCUCAGGCCAGUCCUCUGGCUGUGGCCAACAUGGGUCAGGCUCAUGUCAAUCCUCUGGCUCUGGAAAACAUGGGUCUAGUUCACAUCAGUCCUCAAGUUUUCAACACCAUGAGUCUAGAUCAGGGCAGUCUGGCUCAGGACAACAUGGGUCAGGCUCAGGCCAGUCCUCUGGCUUUAGCCAACAUGGCUCAGCCUCAGGUCAGUCUUCUGGCUCUGGACUACAUGGGUCUAGUUCACAUCAUUCCUCUAGUUUUGAACACUAUGAGUCCAGAUCAGGGCAGUCUGGCUCAGGAAAACAUGGGUCAGGCUCAGGGCAGUCCUCUGGCUCUGGAAAACAUGGGUCAGGCUCAGGGCAGUCUGGCUCAGGACAACAUGGGUCAGGAUCAGGCCAGUCCUCUGGCUCUGGAAAACAUGGGUCAGGCUCAGGGCAGUCUUCUGGCUCUGGUCAACAUGGGUCUAGUCUGCAUCAGUCCUCUAGUUUUGAGCACCAUGAGUCCAGAUCAGGGCAGUCUGGCUGUGGCCAACACAGGUCAGGCUCAGGCCAGUCCUCUGGCUGUGGCCAACAUGGGUCAGGCUCAGGGCAGUCCUCUGGCUCUGGAAAACAUGGGUCAGGCUCAGGGCAGUCCUCUGGCUCUGGACAACAUGGCUCAGCCUCAGGGCAGUCUGGCUCAGGACAACAUGGGUCAGGAUCAGGCCAGUCCUCUGGCUCUGGAAAACAUGGGUCAGCCUCAGGUCAGGCUUCUGUCUCUGGUCAACAUGGGUCUAGUCCGCAUCAGUCCUCUAGUUUUGAGCACCAUGAGUCCAGAUCAGGGCAGUCUGGCUGUGGCCAACACAGGUCAGGCUCAGGCCAGUCCUCUGGCUGUGGCCAACAUGGCUCAGGCUCAGGCCAGUCCUCUGGCUCUGGACUACAUGGGUCUAGUUCACAUCAGUCCUCUAGUUUUGAACACCAUGAGUCCAGAUCAGGGCAGUCUGGCUCAGGACAACAUGGGUCAGCCUCAGGCCAGUCCUCUGGCUCUGGACAACAUGGCUCAGCCUCAGGCCAGUCCUCUGGCUCUGGACAACAUGGGUCAGGCUCAGGGCAGUCUUCUGGCUCUGGUCAACAUGGGUCUAGUCCACAUCAGUCCUCUAGUUUUGAGCACCAUGAGUCCAGAUCAGGGCAGUCUGGCUGUGGCCAACACAGGUCAGGCUCAGGCCAGUCCUCUGGCUGUGGCCAACAUGGGUCAGGCUCAGGUCAGUCCUCUGGCUCUGGAAAACAUGGGUCUAGUUCACAUCAGUCCUCUAGUUUUGAACACCAUGAGUCUAGAUCAGGGCAGUCUGGCUAUGGCCAACACAAGUCAGGCUCAGGCCAGUCCUCUGGCUGUGGCCAACAUGGGUUAGGCUCAGUCCAGUCCUCUGGCUCUGGACAACAUGGCUCAGCCUCAGGUCAGUCUUCUGGCUCUGGUCAACAUGGGUCUAGUUCACAUCAGUCCUCUAGUUUUGAACACCAUGAGUCCAGAUCAGGGCAGUCUGGCUGUGGCCAACACAAGUCAGGCUCAGGCCAGUCCUCUGGCUCUGGCCAACAUGGGUCAGGCUCAGGCCAGUCCUCUGGCUCUGGACAACAUGGCUCAGCCUCAGGUCAGUCUUCUGGCUCUGGUCAACAUGGGUCUAGUUCGCAUCAGUCCUCUAGUUUUGAGCACCAUGAGUCCAGAUCAGGGCAGUCUGGCUGUGGCCAACACAAGUCAGGCUCAGGCCAGUCCUCUGGCUCUGGACAACAUGGGUCAGGCUCAGGUCAGUCCUCUGGCUCUGGCCAACAUGGGUCAGGCUCAGGUCAAUCCUCUGGCUUUGGCCAACAUGGGUCAGGCUCAGGCCAGUCCUCUGGCUCUGGACUACAUGGGUCUAGUUCACAUCAGUCCUCUAGUUUUGAGCACCAUGAGUCUAGAUCAGGGCAGUCUGGCUGUGGCCAACACAGGUCAGGCUCAGGCCAGUCCUCUGGCUGUGGCCAUGGGUCAGGCUCAGGCCAGUCCUCUGGCUCUGGACUACAUGGGUCUAGUUCACAUCAUUCCUCUAGUUUUGAACACCAUGAGUCCAGAUCAGGGCAGUCUGGCUCAGGACAACAUGGGUUAGUCUCAGGCCAGUCCUCUGGCUUUGGCCAACAUGGGUCAGGCUCAGGCCAGUCCUCUGGCUCUGGAAAACAUGGGUCUAGUUCACAUCAGUCCUCUAGUUUUGAACACCAUGAGUCUAGAUCAGGGCAGUCUGGCUCAGGACAACAUGGGUCAGGCUCAGGUCAGUCCUCUGGCUUUAGCCAACAUGGGUCAGGCUCAGGUCAGGCUUCUGUCUCCGGACAACAUGGGUCUAGUUCGCAUCAGCCCUCUAGUUUUGAGCACCAUGAGUCCAGAUCAGGGCAGUCUGGCUGUGGCCAACACAAGUCAGGCUCAGGCCAGUCCUCUGGCUCUGGAAAACAUGGGUCUAGUUCACAUCAGUCCUCUAGUUUUGAACACCAUGAGUCUAGAUCAGGGCAGUCUGGCUGUGGCCAACACAGGUCAGGCUCAGGCCAGUCCUCAGGCUGUGGCCAACAUGGCUCAGGCUCAGGCCAGUCCUCUGGCACUGGACAACAUGGAUCAACCUCAGGCCAGUCCUCUGGCUCUGGAAAACAUGGGUCAGGCUCAGGUCAGGCUUCUGUCUCUGGACAACAUGGGUCUAGUUCACAUCAGCCCUCUAGUUUUGAGCACCAUGAGUCCAGAUCAGGGCAGUCUGGCUAUGGCCAACACGGGUCAGGCUCAGGCCAGUCCUCUGGCUCUGGUCAACAUGGGUCUAGUCUGCAUCAGUCCUCUAGUUUUGAACACCAUGAGUCUAGAUCAGGGCAGUCUGGCUGUGGACAACAUGGGUCAGGCUCAGGCCAGUCCUCUGGCUCUGGACAACAUGGGUCAGCCUCAGGCCAGUCCUCUGGCACUGGACAACAUGGGUCAGGCUCAGGCCAGUCCUCUGGCUCUGGACAACAUGGCUCAGCCUCAGGUCAGUCUUCUGGCUCUGGUCAACAUGGGUCUAGUUCGCAUCAGCCCUCUAGUUUUGAGCACCAUGAGUCCAGAUCAGGGCAGUCUGGCUGUGGCCAACACAGGUCAGGCUCAGGCCAGUCCUCUGGCUCUGGAAAACAUGGGUCUAGUUCACAUCAGUCCUCUAGUUUUGAACACCAUGAGUCUAGAUCAGGGCAGUCUGGCUAUGGCCAACACAAGUCAGGCUCAGGCCAGUCCUCUGGCUCUGGACUACAUGGGUCUAGUUCACAUCAUUCCUCUAGUUUUGAGCACCAUGAGUCGAGAUCAGGGCAGUCUGGCUGUGGCCAACACAGGUCAGGCUCAGGCCAGUCCUCUGGCUGUGGCCAACACAGGUCAGGCUCAGGCCAGUCCUCUGGCUCUGGACAACAUGGCUCAGCCUCAGGUCAGUCUUCUGUCUCUGGACAACAUGUGUCUAGUUCACAUCAUUCCUCUAGUUUUGAAUACCAUGAGUCUAGAUCAGGGCAAUCUGGCUGUGGCCAACACAGGUCAGGCUCAGGCCAGUCCUCUGGCUCUGGACAACAUGGGUCAGGCUCAGGCCAGUCCUCUGGCUCUGGACAACAUAGGUCUGGUUCAGGCCAGUCCUCUAGUUUUGAAUACCAUGAGUCUAGAUCAGGGCAGUCUGGCUGUGGCCAACGCAGGUCAGGCUCAGGCCAGUCCUCUGGCUGUGGACACCAUAGGUCAGGUUCAGGCCAAUCCUCUGGCUCAGGACAACAUGGGUCAGGCUCAGGUCAGUCCUCUGGCUUUGGACAACAUGGCUCAGCCUCAGGUCAGUCUUCUGGCUCUGGACUCUAUGGGUCUAGUUCGCAUCAGUCCUUUGGUUUUGAACACCAUGAGUCUAGAUCAGGGCAGUCUGGCUAUGGCCAACAUGGGUCAGCCUCAGGCCAGUCCUCUGGCUGUGGACACCAUAGGUCAGAUUCAGGCCAAUCCUCUGGCUGUGGGCAACAUUGGUCAGGCUCAGUCCAGUCCUCUGGCUCUGGUCAACAUGGGUCUAGUUCAUAUCAGUCUUCUAGUUUUGAACACCAUGAGUCUAGAUCAGGGCAGUCUGGCUAUGGCCAACAUGAGUCAGGCUCAGGGCAGUCCUCUGGCUUUGGACAACAUGGGUCAAGUUCAAGUCAGUCUUCAGGGUUUGGAGAACAUGGGUUUAGCUCAGGGCAAUUCUCAGGCUAUGAAUCUAGGGUAAGUGGACAAGGAAGCUGUGGGCCUAGAUCAAGCAAAAAGUAUCCAAUAAGUGGAAAACCAAUAUCAGACUCACCCCACAGUCAAACAAGAGGAAGCAGCCAAGAAAGAACUACUUCUCAGAGUGUAUUGGGAAAUGAGACUGAAGAUCAGGAGAGCAUUCAUGGACAAAACCAAAAAAGGCAAGGAACAGGUCAGGGAAGUAUAGCAUCCAGAAGGCAGGAAAAAACACACAGCCAAUCAAAUGACAGUGAAGGCCAGUCAGAUAGUUUGGAAACAUAUCAUGGUCAAAGACAUUCUGCACAAGAAUCUAGCAGGAGUGGAAGAAGAAGAGCUAGUCACAAUGAGUCCAGGGACAGUGAAAGGCAUACAGAAGUCUCACAGAGGCACUCAGGAUACAUUCAUGGUCAAGCUGGAUCUCAACAUGGAGAGUCAGGAUCAACAGUUCGAGGUGGACAGGGCCCUGCCCGUGGCCAGUCGGGAGAUACCUCUAGACAUGGCCAAUCUAGUCAUGGGCAAUACUCAUACUCUGAGUCCAGAACGGCUGGAAGAAGGGGAUCUAGUCAGAGUGAGUCCAGUGACAGUGAAAGGCAUUCAGGAGCCUCGCAGAGGCACUCCGCAUCCACACACAGGCAGGCUGGAUCUCAACAUGGAGAUUCGGGAUCCACAGUUAGAGGCAGACAAGAAACAGAUCACGGACAGGCUGGAUCUCAACACGGAGAGUCAGGAUCAACAGUUCGAGGUGGACAGGGCCCUGCCCGUGGCCAGUCGGGAGAUACCUCUAGACAUGGCCAAUCUAGUCAUGGGCAAUCCACACACUCUGAGUCCAGAACGGCUGGAAGAAGGGGAUCUAGUCAGAGUGAGUCCAGUGACAGUGAAAGGCAUUCAGGAGCCUCACAGAGGCACUCGGCAACCACAUAUGGGCAGGCUGGAUCUCAACAUGGAGUGGUGGAACAUUCAGGAUCUGAUACAAUAGAGAGACACUGGUCUGGUCAUUCACAGUCAGAUGAUAUUCACAGGCAGUCACAGGACAACCUGAGCACACCAUCCAGUAGCAGUCAUGCCCAAUCUGGAAUAGAUCAUUCUCAGUCUCAGAUUAGUAAAAGGCAAAGAAAUAUAUCUGGUCAAGGAUGGAGACAUGGUAGCUAUGGAAGACAAGAAUAUGACUAUGGGCAGUCUGGGUAUGGACCUUCUGGGGACAUAACCAUAUCUAGUCAGAGUGAGUCCAGUGACAGUGAAAGGCAUUCAGGAGCCUCGCAGAGGCACUCGGCAUUCACACACGGGCAGGCUGGAUCUCAACAUGGAGAGUCAGGAUCAACAGUUCGAGGUGGACAGGGCCCUGCCCGUGGCCAGUCGGGAGAUACCUCUAGACAUGGCCAAUCUAGUCAUGGGCAAUACUCAUACUCUGAGUCCAGAACGGCUGGAAGAAGGGGAUCUAGUCAGAGUGAGUCCAGUGACAGUGAAAGGCAUUCAGGAGCCUCGCAGAGGCACUCCGCAUCCACACACGGGCAGGCUGGAUCUCAACAUGGAGAUUUGGGAUCCACAGUUAGAGGCAGACAAGAAACAGAUCACAGACAGGCUGGAUCUCAACAUGGAGAGUCAGGAUCAACAGUUCGAGGUGGACAGGGCCCUGCCCGUGGCCAGUCGGGAGAUACCUCUAGACAUGGCCAAUCUAGUCAUGGGCAAUACUCAUACUCUGAGUCCAGAACGGCUGGAAGAAGGGGAUCUAGUCAGAGUGAGUCCAGUGACAGUGAAAGGCAUUCAGGAGCCUCGCAGAGGCACUCCGCAUCCACACACGGGCAGGCUGGAUCUCAACAUGGAGAUUCGGGAUCCACAGUUAGAGGCAGACAAGAAACAGAUCACAGACAGGCUGGAUCUCAACAUGGAGAGUCAGGAUCAACAGUUCGAGGUGGACAGGGCCCUGCCCGUGGCCAGUCGGGAGAUACCUCUAGACAUGGCCAAUCUAGUCAUGGGCAAUCCUCACACUCUGAGUCCAGAACGGCUGGAAGAAGGGGAUCUAGUCAGAGUGAGUCCAGUGACAGUGAAAGGCAUUCAGGAGCUUCGCAGAGGCACUCCGCAUCCACACACAGGCAGGCUGGAUCUCAACAUGGAGAUUCGAGAUCCACAGUUAGUGGCAGACAAGAAACAGAUCACAGACAGGCUGGAUCUCAACAUGGAGAGUCAGGAUCAACAGUUCGAGGUGGACAGGGCCCUGCCCGUGGCCAGUCAGGAGAUACCUCUAGACAUGGCCAAUGUAGUCAUGGGCAAUACUCAUACUCUGAGUCCAGAACAGCUGGAAGAAGGGGAUCUAGUCAGAGUGAGUCCAGUGACAGUGAAAGGCAUUCAGGAGCCUCGCAGAGGCACUCCGCAUCCACACACAGGCAGGCUGGAUCUCAACAUGGAGAUUCAGGAUCCACAGUUAGAGGCAGACAAGAAACAGAUCACAGACAGGCUGGAUCUCAACACGGAGAGUCAGGAUCAACAGUUCGAGGUGGACAGGGCCCUGCCCGUGGCCAGUCGGGAGAUACCUCUAGACAUGGCCAAUCUAGUCAUGGGCAAUCCACACACUCUGAGUCCAGAACGGCUGGAAGAAGGGGAUCUAGUCAGAGUGAGUCCAGUGACAGUGAAAGGCAUUCAGGAGCCUCACAGAGGCACUCGGCAACCACAUAUGGGCAGGCUGGAUCUCAACAUGGAGUGGUGGAACAUUCAGGAUCUGAUACAAUAGAGAGACACUGGUCUGGUCAUUCACAGUCAGAUGAUAUUCACAGGCAGUCACAGGACAACCUGAGCACACCAUCCAGUAGCAGUCAUGCCCAAUCUGGAAUAGAUCAUUCUCAGUCUCAGAUUAGUAAAAGGCAAAGAAAUAUAUCUGGUCAAGGAUGGAGACAUGGUAGCUAUGGAAGACAAGAAUAUGACUAUGGGCAGUCUGGGUAUGGACCUUCUGGGGACAUAACCAUAUCUAGUCAGAGUGAGUCCAGUGACAGUGAAAGGCAUUCAGGAGCCUCGCAGAGGCACUCGGCAUUCACACACGGGCAGGCUGGAUCUCAACAUGGAGAGUCAGGAUCAACAGUUCGAGGUGGACAGGGCCCUGCCCGUGGCCAGUCGGGAGAUACCUCUAGACAUGGCCAAUCUAGUCAUGGGCAAUCCUCACACUCUGAGUCCAGAACGGCUGGAAGAAGGGGAUCUAGUCAGAGUGAGUCCAGUGACAGUGAAAGGCAUUCAGGAGCCUCGCAGAGGCACUCGGCAUUCACACACGGGCAGGCUGGAUCUCAACAUGGAGAUUUGGGAUCCACAGUUAGAGGCAGACAAGAAACAGAUCACAGACAGGCUGGAUCUCAACAUGGAGAGUCAGGAUCAACAGUUCGAGGUGGACAGGGCCCUGCCCGUGGCCAGUCGGGAGAUACCUCUAGACAUGGCCAAUCUAGUCAUGGGCAAUACUCAUACUCUGAGUCCAGAACGGCUGGAAGAAGGGGAUCUAGUCAGAGUGAGUCCAGUGACAGUGAAAGGCAUUCAGGAGCUUCGCAGAGGCACUCCGCAUCCACACACGGGCAGGCUGGAUCUCAACAUGGAGAUUUGGGAUCCACAGUUAGAGGCAGACAAGAAACAGAUCACAGACAGGCUGGAUCUCAACAUGGAGAGUCAGGAUCAACAGUUCAAGGUGGACAGGGCCCUGCCCGUGGCCAGUCGGGAGAUACCUCUAGACAUGGCCAAUCUAGUCAUGGGCAAUCCUCACACUCUGAGUCCAGAACGGCUGGAGGAAGGGGAUCUAGUCAGAGUGAGUCCAGUGACAGUGAAAGGCAUUCAGGAGCCUCGCAGAGGCACUCCGCAUCCACACACAGGCAGGCUGGAUCUCAACACGGAGAGUCAGGAUCAACAGUUCGAGGUGGACAGGGCCCUGCCCGUGGCCAGUCGGGAGAUACCUCUAGACAUGGCCAAUCUAGUCAUGGGCAAUACUCAUACUCUGAGUCCAGAACGGCUGGAAGAAGGGGAUCUAGUCAGAGUGAGUCCAGUGACAGUGAAAGGCAUUCAGGAGCCUCGCAGAGGCACUCCGCAUCCACACACAGGCAGGCUGGAUCUCAACAUGGAGAUUCGGGAUCCACAGUUAGAGGCAGACAAGAAACAGAUCACGGACAGGCUGGAUCUCAACACGGAGAGUCAGGAUCAACAGUUCGAGGUGGACAGGGCCCUGCCCGUGGCCAGUCGGGAGAUACCUCUAGACAUGGCCAAUCUAGUCAUGGGCAAUCCACACACUCUGACUCCAGAACGGCUGGAAGAAGGGGAUCUAGUCAGAGUGAGUCCAGUGACAGUGAAAGGCAUUCAGGAGCCUCACAGAGGCACUCGGCAUUCACACACAGGCAGGCUGGAUCUCAAUAUGGAGCGCCUGGACAUUCAGGAUCUGGUACAAUAGAGAGUCAUUGGUCUAGCCAUUCACAGUCACAUGAUUUUCACACGCAGUCACAGGACAACCUGAGCACACCAUCAAGUAGCCAUCAUGCCCAUUCUGGAAUAAGCCAUUCUCAGUCUCAGAUUAGUAAAAGGCAAAGAAAUGUAUCUGGUCAUGGAUGGAGUCAUGGUAGUUAUGGAAGAGAAGAAUAUGACUAUGGGCACUCUGGGUAUGGGCCUUCUGGGGGCAGCAGAACUAGUAGCCGUAAUUCUAGUCCUUUAAGGUCAUCAGCUAUAGCUGGAAUUAAGCAAGAGUCUAGACAUGGACAUUCAGUUUCUACUUCUGAACAUGUGGGAUCAAAAAAUAGUGAAAGAGCAGCAAGAGAACAUUCAAGUAGCAGGUCAGAGAUAAGUCAUGGGCAGUCAAGUGAUUCCCAUAAUGAAUCUGAAUCCAGUAUAACUACAAGGCACAGAUCUAUUCAUGGGCAUUCAGUAGCAACUCAGGAACAGUCAAGAGACACUCAUGUUCAAUCUGGAAGGCAUAGAUCUACUCAUAGCAGCCAGCCCAGCAACUGCUCUGUAUCUGGCCUUGGACAAUACUUAUCAGCUCAUAGCCAUUCAGAUUCUAGUUCAAUGAGAAGGCAGGGACCCCAUAGUGACAGUAAAGGGCAUUCAGAAUAUUGGGGGGAAAAUAUUCAUGAACAAUCAGGAUCAAGGCAUGGACAGUCAGAGUUCAACUCAGUAGGUAUAUAUGGAUCCAGCCAGAAGCACUUGGGAGAUACAUCUCAUGUGCAAGUAAGAUACAGCACAAAUUUAGCAAACAGGGAUCAAGUGAUAGACAAUCAGGAGAUAUCGAAGGUUAUUCUGAAUUCAGCACCAAUGAAAGACUAUUAUAUAGUCAUAGCCAGUCAAGUGACAAUUAUGGGCCAUCAAUAGUCAGUCGUUUACUUGAUAAUGAAGACCCUACAGGAACUGAAGAGUUUAGACAUAGAUAUUCAUCAGGCAGUACAACCACUUGGUUCGGGGAAAGGCAAAAGCAAGAGUCUGCAUCAAGUCUGUUAGGAAGCAUGAAAUUAUAUAGUCAGGGUGGUAAGCAGACAAGAGUUUCUGAGGCCCGAGGAUACCAUGGCAGAGAGCGAACAGACUCGAGUUCCUUUCACUCAGAUAGCAUCACCCCACUCUAUGAAUAUGUCCAAGAACAAAAGUGCUAUUACCUUGAAUGGUAAUUUUGAACCAACAGAAAACAGACACAAGAUAAGAACUCAAAGAAGUGAGACAUAAAACAUGGAACUGAGAUAUUAACAUGAUCCCUUCUUUUGGUAGUGAGGGUAUAUGUCUGAUCUUUUAUUUUAACUGUAGUACACUAUUCUAUUUCUUUUGUUUGGUGCAAGUUUUCUUUUGUAAGGCUCCAUAAACACUGAGCCCUUUGGUUACAAAAUAGUGGGUGGAAGAAGUAAACUGCAUUUGGGGCUAUAUUUAGAACUAUAUGAUAAUGUGAUUGGGUGCUCUGGAAUAAAGUGAGCAUUUAAAAAAAUUUAUGAGUCAUAAAUUUGGAUAUUCCUGAUUGUUUUAAUUGAUUGCUAACAAACCUAUAUCCAGGGAAUUAAGCGAUAUUGUUUGAGUCAAAAUUUCCCUAAUGACAUUGUAACAUGAUCCAUGUCCUACAAAGAAUGUUGUAGUAGUUGAAGGUUCAGAAUAUUUGCAUCUUUUGUGCCACCACUGGAACUCUGUACUACUACUUUUGAAGUUAUUGUCAUGACUGCCUGUUUAUAGGAUCCAGAAAACUGUAUUGCCUAAAACUGACAAUAAACUUUCCAUAAAGUGUA